GUGAUCGCAUCCCGCGUCUAUCCAUUGUGUACUCGCUCAAUAAGCGAAGAAUGUGCUGUUUGAACAGAUAGUCUCUACUUAAAUUUAGACGAGCUGCCAUGGCUACUGGGCUGCUGUCCCUGAAGUGGAAUAACCACCGAUCAACCUUCUUCCAUGUCCUUUCUAAUAUUCGAUCAAAAGAAUCCUACAGUGAUGUCACCCUGGCCUGUGAUGGGAGAUUUUAUUCUCUGCAUAAGUUUGUGCUGUCAACUUGUAGUGAAUAUUUUGAGGAGAUGUUUGAGAGGACACAGUGCAAACAUCCUGUUAUAGUCUUGAAAGACAUCAAUUCUGAAGACUUGGAAGCCUUGUUGAAUUAUAUGUAUGUUGGUGAAGUUAAUGUUGUGCAGGAGAAAUUAGCUGGGCUUAUCAAAGCUGCCGAGUGUUUGAAAAUCAAAGGCUUAGCAGUUCCUGAUGAAGAUCCUAUGGAAUCUAAAGAUAAUUCUAGUAUAGGUAGAGAACAACACAAAAGAUCUCAGAGAGGCGAGGACAGCCCUCGUGCCAAGAGAAGAAGAAGAGAGAACUCGUCGGAUGUUUCUGAAGAAAUCCUCAGUCCUGUGAGGUCGCGACCGAGUGGUAGAAGCCGAGACCAUCACCACCACCAUCAUCACCAUGGCAGUCACAAUGCCAAGAGUGCGCCUGUAGCUCCUAGUGGAGAUAAUGAAGAUGGCACCAGAGAGACCCAAGGGCUCACUGAUGCCUCUGAAGAGGCAGAAAAUUCUUCCAUUAACGCCAACAGAAGAUCUGAAGGCUCUAAUAAAAAUAAAUCUUCUAGUCAAAUUAAAAGUAAAAGAGAACCAGAACAAAUGAUGCUAGAUGGAGAAGAAGAAGGUGACGUCAAAACGGAGCUACAAGAAGCAGACAAUAACGACGUAGAGGAGGUAGACAACAAAGCAUCGCUACACGAGCAGCUCGGUCUGGACAUGCGUGACGCGUCCAACGAAGACUACGACAACGCGGCGCUGCUUGAUGAACAGCACGACGAGUCGAACCUCGCGGGCGCGUCGGGAUACCAGGAGAACUCGUUCUUAUGGGAGGGAGAUGGCAGCCUCUCCGGCUUCUCUGCUGAAGGCUUCACGAGUGAAGCGUCUCAGGCACGUCAGAUGGUGCCACCGUCAAUCCUGUCGUCCGUUUGGUAUUCGCGCGACCUGCUCGAGGGUCGCUCUGAUUUCCCGUCUGUUGCUGAGUCGUCUGGAAAGUCGUCGAGUAGUGAACGGCCAUUGAUGUCAUCAGACAAAACAGGCGCUGCCCAAAGAGCCGCAAUGCCUGAUGCGGUUCGUUUAAGGCGCUAUGAGUGUUCGAAUGUGCCUCCCUGCGGCCUCUCCUUCAACAGCCCGUCGGAGCUCAAGCGCCACAUGCUUGUUCAUACCGGCGAGCGUCCUUAUAGUUGUCCACAGUGCGCUUACAGCUGUAAUAGAAAAUUUAAUUUGCGCCAACACUGCUUUUUACGUCAUCAAAUUUCAAUGAAGCAUCCCAUGUGGUUAUGAGUAUCCAGAACCAUGCACGGAACAUCCCUGCUAGAGGACCAUGGUCAAGAUUUUGCCUCGAAGUCCAGAUACAGUGAUCGUCCAAAUACGAACGAUACGAUUUUGUACGACGUUGCUGAAAUCAUACCGACAGAUAUAUUUUUGACAUGCUUGGGUACAAUGGUAUCAUUUAUUUAAUCAUAAUUAUUUAUCGUGUUGUAAAAUCUGACAUUUGCUGGUUUAUAUGCUAAUGUUGCCUCAAUUGACUUCGAAGUGCAGGUAUUCUUAAACAAUAUUUUGAAACGUUCAAUACAUUACUGACUUAUUUCAUAAAAGAUAUUAUUACUCAUCUUUGCUUAGUUCCAUGCAGUCGGUGAAGUUAAUUUUCUAUUGCUUAUGAGAGAUCGCAUCAUAUCUUAUUAGGCUUCCCCUCAUUGCAUUACACAUCGUUGUGUGUGUAAUGAACAAUAGACUUAUUUUAUUGCACCUGAUGACUCUUUUUUGUGACAUUACUAUCACAAGUACGAGAGAAAUACAAUAAUUAUUGCUAUAAUAAAAUAUUUGUAUGAUACUUGGAUCUCUUUUCCUCUUGUAGUUCAUUGUCCGAAGUUCUCAAGAACGUGGUUCACCGAUAGUUUAAUUCAUGAUCGUAUGUGCGUAUGUGUUGAAAUUGUUACCAUACUGCGAUAUUUUACUGUUAUUACUUAUUACUAAUCUAAUGGCUAAUCUAAACAAAAUUGCUAAUCUAAAAAAAUGGUUGUAACUAUCAUUGUAUGCGAGGUUUUCUUUUAUACUUUGUAAACCGCGGAGAAUGUCGUUGCAGUGCAUGAGCGAGGCGAUGUUAUGAUAAAGGAUAAUGGUAUUCUAUGAUCUGUGUUGCAGUAAAUAUAAAAAUCCAUA
Molecule: messenger RNA, 2402 nt
Organism: Hyalella azteca
Lineage: Eukaryota; Metazoa; Arthropoda; Malacostraca; Amphipoda; Hyalellidae
Product: longitudinals lacking protein, isoforms H/M/V
Exons: 6
Coding region: 99-1523 (474 amino acids)
Biological process (GO): regulation of transcription by RNA polymerase II
Cellular component (GO): nucleus
Molecular function (GO): protein binding
Source: RefSeq, a predicted model, not a curated record